This is a messenger RNA of Nerophis lumbriciformis (worm pipefish), 1711 nucleotides long. It is a transcript of the gene npepl1, whose product is annotated as aminopeptidase like 1. Lineage: Eukaryota; Metazoa; Chordata; Actinopteri; Syngnathiformes; Syngnathidae. Gene Ontology annotation, molecular function: metalloaminopeptidase activity; manganese ion binding. Gene Ontology annotation, biological process: proteolysis. The record is from RefSeq and is a predicted model, not a curated record. Gene Ontology annotation, cellular component: cytoplasm.
CCGGCAUUGCUUCCGCGGUCGAAGCGUCAGCAAACCAGCUAGCCGCCGUGUUAGCAACUCCCAAAGAUGGCGAACGUGGUGUUGGAGUACAAGGCGUCAGCCGGCGACUCUGACCCGCAGACGCGCCCGAUUCUGAUUGUCGGACAGCAUUCGAACCUGCAGCAAGUGGACUGGGGCCAAGUAAAAGGAAAACUCAAGCCGGUUGUCAGUGAAGAGAUCUGGCAGGCGGCACUCAACACUUUGAGCCCCAAACCCACAGACAACUGCCCUCUGUACCUCAACUAUGCGGCGGUGGCUGCGCUUCCUUCUCGGGUCAGCCGGCACAACAGCCCAUCUUCUGCCAACUUCAUCUCCCGCCUUGUGCGUUCCUGCCUGCCUGGAGGCAACAACCGCUGCAUCCUGAUGGUGUGUGAACGCUCAGACGUGUUUGCGUCAGCCUGCGCCAUUUCCCGAGCGUUCCCCAUCUUCUCUCGUCGUUCCACAUCUUCCCGCAAGGCAGAGAAGAAGCACGUUGUCGUGGAGUUUGUGAUUGUCGGCCAGGACAGCAACCCUCUAGAUGAAGCCGAGCUUGAGUGUCUCUCCAACGCUGCAGACGGAGUGCGACUGGCCGCUCGCAUCGUAGACACGCCGUGUAACGAGAUGAACACGGACCACUUCCUAAAUGAAAUCAAAGCAGUGGGUAGUCAACUCGGAAUAGCACCCGUCAUCAUUCAGGGAGAGGAACUGAAAGAAAAAGGCUUUGGAGGUAUUUACGGGGUUGGCAAGGCGGCUGAGCAUCCUCCUGCAUUAGCCAUCUUGAGCCACACACCAGAGGGCGCCACCCAAACCAUCGCAUGGGUGGGCAAAGGUAUCGUGUACGACACUGGAGGACUCAGCAUCAAGGGGAAGACCACAAUGCCAGGCAUGAAGAGGGACUGCGGCGGGGCGGCCGCCAUAUUGGGAGCUUUUCAAGCCACCAUCAAACAGGGCUUCAAGGACAACCUGCACGCCGUCUUCUGCCUGGCAGAGAACGCAGUGGGACCUACGGCCACACGGCCCGAUGACAUCCACACUCUCUACUCUGGAAAGACGGUGGAGAUCAACAACACGGACGCGGAGGGAAGGCUGGUGCUGGCUGAUGGUGUGGUGUACGCCAGCAAAGACCUGUCAGCUGACAUCAUCGUGGACAUGGCCACUCUCACUGGUGCUCAGGGUAUCUCCACCGGCAAGCACCACGCAGCCAUCAUGACCAACAGCGAGCCCUGGGAGAUGGCGUGUGUGCGUGCCGGACGCAGCAGCGGCGACCUGGCCCACCCUCUGGUCUACUGUCCCGAGCUGCACUUCAGCGAGUUCGCCUCCGCCAUCGCCGACAUGAAGAACUCCGUGGCGGACCGAGAGAACGCUCAGAGUUCCUGCGCCGGUCUUUUCAUCGUCUCCCACUUGGGCUUCGACUGGCCCGGUGUUUGGGUCCAUGUUGACAUCGCCUCUCCAGUCCAUGUGGGCGAGCGAGCCACAGGCUUUGGUGUGGCUUUGCUGCUGGCCUUGUUUGGUCAGGCCUCUGAUGACUCCAUGUUGAAUGGUGUGUCUCCUCUGGGUGCUGCCAGCGGUGCGUCAGAAGAGCAAAUGGAGAGGGACUGCAAAAGGAGAAGAUUGGUGUAGAAGUCAAGUUGUGGACCACAUGAAGCAAUUAGAAAGUGCAUCAACCUUCUGAAAUAAAAGAAAUGCAAAUGCA